Molecule: messenger RNA, 3483 nt
Organism: Patiria miniata (bat star)
Lineage: Eukaryota; Metazoa; Echinodermata; Asteroidea; Valvatida; Asterinidae
Product: tripartite motif-containing protein 2-like
Exons: 5
Coding region: 560-2785 (741 amino acids)
Biological process (GO): positive regulation of DNA-templated transcription
Cellular component (GO): nucleoplasm; chromatin
Molecular function (GO): zinc ion binding; ubiquitin-protein transferase activity; protein binding
Source: RefSeq, a predicted model, not a curated record
CUACACCAUUUGCCGUCAAGAGCAGACGACAGUUAUUCGAACUUGAUGGAUAAUGCUGUAGUUGUCGGAGGCAAAACCUUCAACUUGUCCCCAACGAACGCCCACACUAUGUCGUAGCUACGUCGCUCAGGGACCGUUAGCGAGCUAUAAAUACCAGCCAAGUUAAAUAUAGGACAGCCGUUCGUGCAAAACAUGUGCAUCGCUCUCCACAUUUAUUAUACGGUCCGGGACUCCUCUCUUACACGCAAACAUCGUAGAUGGGCGAAAAAGUCGGCCAAACAUGAGGAGAACUUCAGCUUAGUGAGGGGAAUUUCUGGUAAAGAAUUCCGGCAUUUCUGCAGGGUAUAUGAAGAGUGAGGACGACAUAGGACGACUCGGUUUACAUCUCUGUGUAGUUUUCUUUGCCAUGACUGAGUGAUGAUGCUAUGUACCACCAUUUCUCGCAGACUCUGAGAGAGCACAUCACAUCCAGUUGUUGACUGCGUCGGCCGAUGUACCGCCAUGGCAGCUACAACCGUUUCGUGACUGAAGGUAGAGGAAAUCAAGCUCCUAAUCCAAGAUGGCGACCAACGUUCUACGAGCUGAGGAGUUGGAUCGACAAUUUUUGCAGUGCCCGCUAUGUAUAGACCGCCUAAAGAAACCCAAGGUUCUCUCCUGUCAGCACACCUUCUGCGCCAGCUGCCUAGAGCUGUGGAUCAACCAGAAUGAUGGCAAGCUCUCUUGCCCUAUCUGCCGCAUGGAGUACCCCAUGGGUGAAGGAGGAGUGGCCUCCCUCCCGGACAACUUCUUCGUGAACGGCAUCAUCGAUUUCAUCAAGCAGAAGCGGCGGGUGUCGUCCAGCGCCCCGUCCUGCCACGGGUGUGACAGCGAGGCGGCCUACCACUGCUUCGACUGCAGCGAGUUCCUCUGCGUUGACUGCGCCAACGCCCAUCGCCGGCUUCGGAUGACUCGCAGCCACCGGUUGACCACAGUGGAUGAGUACCAGACCAGUGGCAUGCUGGUUCGCCUGGACUCCCUGGACAACAGCGCCAAGUACUGUGCCAACCACGACCGCGAGCAGUUUGAGCUUUAUUGCGAGACCUGCGAUGUUCCCAUCUGUUACCGGUGCCGGGCCACUAGCCACCGGCCUCCCAGGCACAAGCACCGAAAGCGGCAGGAGGCGGCCCAGCAGCGGCGGGGGAUCCUUGGCCAGCUGGUGGAGCGAGCGAAGGGCCGCCUGGAGACACUCCGGGACAAUCUUGCCGUCCUGAAAGAGACAAAUAGACAGUUGCAGCUGAAUCGUAACCGGGCAGAGGCCCUGAUCCAAGACAGGGCGGAGAGUCUAGCUGAGACUCUGGCAAGAUACGAGCAAGAAGCUCUGGAUGAACUGAACCAGUGCUACACGGCAAGGAGGGAGGCACUGAACACCGAGACAGAACUCUUACAACAGGUCUUGGAUAAGACCAGCAGUGUCUGUAGCGUCACUGAGAAUCUUCUCACCGAGGGAAACGACACGGCACUCCUGUUCGUCAACAGAGAGACCACGUGCAAACUGGAGGAGGCCAUCGACGUCGAUAUCACUACAACACUCGAGGAAAACGGCCACAUCGGCUUCGCCUGCGGUCGGCUGGAACUGAGCCGGUCCUCCGUGCUUGGGCACAUCGAGUGUCAUCCGGCUAUUGCUUCGAGGUCCGUGCUCAAACCGGAGGGGGAGCUCCCCCGGGAUGUCCUAGUCGGGGAGGAUGCCUGCGUCUGCCUGGAAACCCGAGAUGCAUCCGGCAACACUGUUGAGGCCGGGGGUGCCUCAGUGAGCGCUAAGCUCUGCUCCCCAGCCGACGAGGUGGGACUGGCCAGGGUCAAAGACAACGAGGAUGGGACCUACGACAUCGUGUUUCGCUCCAAUGGCGAAGGGCGCCACAGGCUCUUCGUGGCAGUCUUCGGCCGGCAGAUCAUAGACAGUCCCUUCGACAUCGCCGUGCACCGACCAGCCCGCAAGGUCCUGGAGUUCGGAGCGGGCGGCUGCAUCACGCGACUACGGGAGCCCUGGGGCGUGGCCGUAUCGGCGCGUAACGGGGACGUCUUUGUCGCCGACACCGGAAAUAACUGCAUCCGGAUCUUUGACCUGAACGGUAACCACCGGAAGCAGUUGAACUUUCCCAAUUUCCCCAGCAAGUUCGAGCCGCUUGGACUUACGUUGGUUGGAGAUGAGGAGAACAUUCUCGUUACAGAUCACAUCAAUAAACAAGUGUUGCUGUGUACUCGUGACGGCCAGCUCUUGCGUCGCUUCGGUGCAAGCGAACUCCGCCGGCCCUGCGGAGUGUCGGUCAAUAGCAUCGGCAACAUUCUCAUCGCCGACCAUGGCACACACUGCAUUCACUUCUACGACAGUGCCUUCCGCUACCGUAAAGACAUCGGCGGGUACGGCAAAGCCACGGGCGAGUUCCGCUGUCCCAUUGCAAUCGGUGUAAACAGCAGAGACGAGAUCGUCAUCUCGGACCGGGAGAACCAUCGGGUCCAGAUCUUCGAUCCAGACGGGGAGUUCCUGGCGGCCUUCAGCUCGACUGGCGAAGGGGAGGCCCAGCUCCGGUACCCGACGGGGCUGGCCGUGGACUGCCACGACAACAUCAUCGUCUGCAACGACUGGAACAACCGGGUGCUCAUGUUCGACCAGCAGGGCCGGUUCCUGCGGAGGUUGGACAGCGAUGCCGAUACCCUGCAGUACCCGUUAGGGGUGGCCGUCACGGACCAUGGUAAGGUGGUCGUGGUGGACUACGGGAACGAAGCAGUCAAGGUCUUCAAGGUGUGAUGAGGCUUGACAACCGAACCAAAAAUGUACUCACCGUCAAUUGACCUACCGCACAGGUUACAGUGGUCAACCAGGCAUCCACGUUGGUGCUUGUAACAUAACACUCCAGGUCUGUUGCUGCAUAAUACUUAUCUGGCCUGUAGCGAUGAAAACGGAUACCAAUUUAAAGUCUGAUGCCCGAUGUGACGUUGAAAUGCCACACUAUAGGGCCUACCAUCAGAGUACUCCCCCAGUAAUUGGUGUACAGUGGUUAUCAAAAAAACUGAACCAUAGUUCAGGACGUGAAAACGUAUGUAGCCAACUACAGCUACAGCUGGGCUGAUUGAUGAUGAGGUGCAAAUAUUAAAUUCCCAUUGUACAAUCACACUUCCUUGAUUAGUUUUGAUUGGUUUAAUUCAAGUCAGUGAUUGGUGAAUACAAUUAAUUAUGCAGAAUUUGUAGAAACUUAAGUGGUAGAAUUGCAGUAACUUGAAAUAAACUGAUGACUGAUGCAAGUUUAUGGAUGAAGAUUUCUCAAAGGAAUGUCCGGUUUGCAAAUUUGAAGUAGUAGGUUCUGAGGUUUGAAGGUUGGUCGAUUGGAGGACGGAAUGGUUUCACAAAGGAAGGUUAAAGAUUGAAAGUUGACGGAACAGAUAUUUCACAAAGGUAAAGGUGUAGGGCGGUUUUGCUGAAAUGAAAGACAUAAUAAACUACCAUGA